GUUGAGAGACGUACAAAUUGAUUCAAGAACGAAGUGGCUAAUUGUUAUAAGUUCUACGCUGCUUCGUUCAAAAUUUCGCUAGAGAAGAAAUGUCGAACAGUGUCCAGGUGGGAAUUAAAUUUAAACCUUUGGUCGAACAGGAGGGUGACAAAACAUCGUCAACACAAUGGAUUGUACGAGGAAAUUCCAUUGUUUCUGUAGAUCCGGUGACGGCUAAGCCGGGAAAUAAUGAAUUUAAUUUCGAUCAUACUUUUGAUAUGGAUAGAACCAAUUCUAAUGUAUUUGACAGUAUUGUAAAACCUAUUAUUGAUGCUGCUAUAAAAGGUUUUAAUGGAACAGUAUUUUGUUAUGGUCAAGUUGAUUCUGGUAAAACACAUACAAUGAUAGGUACUUUGGAAGAACCAGGAAUAAUACCACUUAGUAUUCAAUACAUAUUUAAGGCAGUUUCUAAUACUAUUGGACGUGAAUUUUUGUUAAGGGUAUCGUAUGUAGAAAUUUAUAAUGAAACAAUAAAUGAUCUUCUGAAUAAAAAUGGACUUGACUUAAAAUUACACAAAGAUGAUAGUGAUCGAAUAAUUAUUGAUUCUAAAGAAGAAAUUGUGAACACCUCUGAUAGCAUGCUAUCUAUAAUGAAAAAAGGAAUUCAAAACCAAAAGAUAAAAAGAGCUGAUAGUAAUGAAUAUAUUAGUAGCCAUAAUAUAUUUCAAAUUACAAUUGAAAGUCAAAGUGUUGAUGAUGACUCUCAAAAUGUUGUACUAGUAUCACAAUUGAAUUUAGUAGACUUGGCUGGUUUCAAAAGAACAUGUGGAAUAGACGCUAUCGAAGGACAACAAAUGGACACAUCCCUUUUCACCUUAGUGUCAGUAAUUAUGCAGCUAAGUGAAAUACAAAAUGACCAAAGAAAUAUUAAUUAUCGCGAAAGCAAAUUAACAGAACUGCUGCAGCAAUCAUUAGGUGGUAAUUCUUUGACAGCAAUAAUAUGUACAGUAACUGCUGUUGCUUUAGAAGAAACACAUGAAACUCUGUCGUUUGCGUCUCGAGCCAAGAACGUUAAAAAUAAGCCACAAAAAAAUGAAGUCGUCUCCGAUGCAUCGCUCUUAAUGCGUUAUGCAAAACAGUUGAUUAAACUUGAAACGGAACUUCAGAGAAUAAGGAAUGGAAACUCAUCCGUAGAACGUGAAAAUAUAGAGCCUAGAUUGCAAGAGAAAUAUCAAAUUAAUCAUGUACUAGAAGAACGUAUAAAGUUGCUAAAAACUCAAAUUGUUUCUGGAUAUAACGCGAAUCGUACGGAACAAUUUAAAUGUAAAUCUAGAAGGAAGCAGUACCGGUGUAAUCCUGGAAUGUUCAAACAAUAUCUGCCUGUGUUUCAAACUAAAAGUGGUUUGCCAACGAUAAAAGAAGCGUCGCCCGAGAAACCACAUAGCAAGAACAACUCGCAAUUGGUCGAUGUCAUAAAUCAGACACUUCAGACACCGUUUGCUGACUUUGAAUUAGACUUGAUCGAAUGCGAAACAGAUUACGAGAUCAAAGAAAAUGGUAAUAAAAACAAGGAGAAAUGUAUUAAAUAUAUAAAUAGCGUGGUAACUGUAAAAUCAAAAAACAGCGGUCUCUCCGUAACGCCAGAGAAACAGGAUACGUAUGUACAAACUUCAAGCAAUCAAGGUUCGCCUACAACGCCAAAGAAUACGUUGCGUGGAUGUAUCAGUGAACUGACCAAAGAUCUUAUGGAACUUCGUGAAUUUACAACCUUGGAGAAACAAUUAAUUUGCGAAGAAUAUCAUUGUGGCGCAAAGAACCAGGGGGGCCAAGCAGCAAAACAGUCUGACUUGUUUAAUUCCAAGGAUAAUGAAGUCAACGAAUAUUCUUCAAAUGUAAUGUUACAGUUGGAGGAAGAGAAAGCUAAGCUGGAAGAAGGUCUUGAACUAAAGAUUCAAGAACUGGAUGAAAUAAAGAAUGACAUUCAAGGUUUGAAACAGGAUGUAGAAAAGUUACAGAAAACUAUUUAUUUAUUGACGAACGAAAAUAUGGAAAUGUCAAGUAAAUUGUGUGUAGAAAAAGAGCGUUCAAAACAAGCUGAAAUAAAUCUUCAAAUAAUGAUCGACGAACUUCACGCGCGUAUCUCGAAAGUUACAAAUGAAAAAAUUAAUUUAGAAAGUGAUCUAAUACAUUUGAACGACCAGUUAAAAUCUGCCCGUUUGAAAAUACUAGAGAAACAUAACGACGAGGAAUUGCUUCAAUGUCAAAAUAAACUUGAAUUAUUGAAGUCGGAAAAUAUCGAAUUAUCAGUGAUUAUAGCAGAAAAAAAUAAGGAGCUUGAAAGCAUUAAAGAAAGUAAGUCGCUUCUGUACGACCAUGAAUGCAUUUACAAGGAUAAAGUUCAAUUGCUUACAGAGAAGAAUGAAUACUUAGUGAUAGAAAACAGUGAACUUUCUACCGACUUGAUGGAUAAGAUCGAAGAGAACGACAAGUUAAGAGAACAAUGUAAUACUCUGAAAAAUAAAAUAUCUCUAACGCAGACUACGGAUUUUGAUGAAAAUGACAUAGAGCAAUUACGAACGGAGAAUAGGCUUUUAAAAGGUGAAAUUAUGGAACUGAAGGAUAAGGUAACAAUGUUAACGGAUGAAAAUGUAAAAUUUUCUAAUACUUUAUUGGAGACUAUCGAGAAUUUCGAUAAUUCACGUAAUGAAAAGUUAAGUAAUAACGCAUCGUAUUUGUCUACCGUGCUCGAUGACACUACGAAAGUAGACGAAACUGCGAAGGAAAUGUUACAGGAAGAGAGCCGCGAAGUACUGGCAAACAAAGUUCUAACGUUACAGGACGAGAUAAAUCAUCUGACUCGUCUAAACACAAAAUUAAGCGACUUGAAGUUCUCAUCUUGCAAUCAGUGCGCGCAUUUAAAAAAUUUGAACGAAAGUCGUAGGGUUUUUAAACUCGAAGCAAAAUCUUUGACUCUAAAAUUGGAAGAUUUACAAAGAAAGUUCGACCUAAAAUGCGCGGACACCGAGCUGCUGAAAAUGAAAGUCAAUCAAGAAUUGAAUUUAAGUUACGUUGAUGGAUCUUUAAAUGCCAGCUUUACGGAUGGGUUGAAUGUGAGCUUUGUGGAGGAGAAAGUUCAACACUUGAACAACGAAUUACAAACGCUGAAAGAUGACCGCGACAAACUAUCAAUUCUAUAUAAAGAAAAGUGCGACGAGUUUGAAAAACUCCAUGAUGAAGUGGAUGACACUAAACCAAAGAAGAACACGGUUAAAACUACAACUAGGAUUGAACAAAUUGAAAACAGUAUUGACCAACUGAGAGAAGAUAUAGAUGUGUUGAAAAAGAAUAAUAUAAAAUGUCAGUAUUUGCUUAAUAAAUUCAAAAUGGAAAAGACGAGCCUGCUGGACCAAAUAAAGAUGCUUAACGGCAUGAACGAGGAGCUACAACAAAAAGUGUCGAACACUGAAAUGGCAGUGGCCACAGCCACGGAAAAGACGAAUAUUCUUGAAAAUGAAUUAUCAAACAUGAGCAAGGAAAUUAAACAGUAUUCUGAAAAAGAAAAAAUAAUACAAAGCGAGAAAUUAACACUGGAAGUAGAAGUGGAAGAAUUGAAGAGUGAAAAGCAAAAUAAGGAUAUCCUCAUUGUUGAGUUACAUCAUACGAUUGACGAUUUAAAUAAAUGUAUUUCGUCAUUAAAGGACGAAUUAGACUUAAUUACGAAUCAGAGGGAUGAGUUGGAUGUUUGUACAAAGACAAUUGAAGAUAAACACAAAAAUGAAGUAGAAUUAUUGGGUAAACAAUACGAAGAAUUAGAAAAAGAGGGGAAAGAAGGUUCAGAGGCAGAACAACGCGCGAUAUUGUGCGCUAAGGAAUUAGAAUCGGAUGUAGAAAAGCUUCAAACGGAUUUAACGAAGCAAGAAAAUCUGUACAAAGAACUUCAAGGGAAAGUUUCUCAGCUGGAAAAUCUUUUGCAAGAAAGCGAAAAUGAAAAGGCGACAUUGAAGCAGGAAUUGCAAGAACUUGAAAUUCAAUUGACCGAUUUUAAAGAUAAUUUGGUGAUUAAAUAUAAAAACGAACUAGAGUCUGUAACAAAGAAUUUUGAAGAAUAUACCGCUGAAUCUGAGCUUAAAUUAAGCAAAAUGAAGGAAACGUUAAACAAGCAUGUUGAAGAAAACUAUAAUUUAACACAAGACCUUGCGAAGCUUCGAGACAUUGAAUCGAACUUUAGUAAAAUAGGAAGCAAAAAUGCGUGUUUGUUCGAUAAGGAGAAAACUUUAAUUAACGAUAAUAAAAAGCUGACGGAAGAAUUGAACACUGUUAAGGAAUCGAUGAUCACGGAAUUGAAAUCGCUAAAAUAUAAAGUGAAUUCCGUGGAUUUUUUAAAUAAGACUGCAAAUGACAUUUUCAUAAUCUUUUUACAUUCUCUGAUUUCGAAAGAAAAAGAGAUAGUUAAAGCUAUGAGGGAAUCGUUUGAGAAGGACAAAGAGAAACUAGAGGAUGAGAAACGACAAAGCGCGGAUGGAGAGAAACGUGCCGUGUUAUGGAGCAACGAGUUAGAAAUAGAAAAUGAAAAAUUACAAAUGGAUUUAACAAAACACGAGAAAACCCACAAACAACAGCAGGACAAUAUUUAUCAGUUGGAACGUCGUUUGAAGGAGAGCGACUACGAGAAAGAAUCGCUCAGGGAAAAAAUACAAACGCUUGAAAUUGACUUCAACAAUUUGCAAGGCGAAUUUGAUAAACAGAGCAAAGCGCGACAAGAAAAAGCAAAUACCGUUGUCCAAAAACGGGAAAAGGAAGCGCAGGAUGCUUUUAAAAAGAAGGAAAUAGAACUCCAGUCGAAAAUAAAAUCUGAGAAAACGGUAUACGAAAAGAAAAUAGAGGAUCUUGCUUCCAGUAUAGAAUCUUAUAAGACAAAAAAUAUGGAAUUGAAGAGUAACGUCGAAGGCCUCGAAGCAAAUCAUAAACAAUUGAAGAAUAUCAUAGAAGCAAACGCGUCCGAAUUGAAAAUAAAUAAUCAAACUAUACAUCGAUUAACCACUGAGCUUGAAAAACUUACGGAGGCUUACAACGAAGUGAACCGCGAAUCGGAACAAAAGGCAACGCAAAUUGAAAAAAUCACGGCACUUCUCAAAAGCAAGUGCGAUAUGCUCUCGGAAUAUAAAGCCAAAUAUGAAACUAUCAUACCAGAUUAUGAAUUGUUGAAGGACCAAGUUAAGGAAUGGAAAACAAACAUAAAUCGAUACAAGGAAGAGAUACAGGAAUUGAAAAUGGAAAAUGAGAAACAGAUCGAAAUAAUUAAAGAUAAAUUGAAUUCCGAGGAAAUACAAAAUGUCGAGUUGAAUAAGCAGUUGCACGAAUUAAAUAAUAAGAACAUAGCAUUGGUGGAGGAGCUAGAUGGUAUAAAAGAAAAAUAUGAAGAGUUGCAACAUGUGAAUGCAAAGUUGGAAAAAAAAAUUAGAAAUAGUACGAGUAAAAUGAAAGCGGAAGCAGAGAUGGAUGAUUUAAGAGAUUUAAACAAAAGGUUGCAAAACAAUUUAGAAGGAGCCAGUAAUCGUAUAACCGAGCUUCAGGAUAAUAAAAAUAAAAUUUUAAAAGAAUUGGUUAAUUUGAAGGGACAAUACGAAACGUUGUCUCAAGAAAAUGCUGAGAUAAAAAAAACGUUAUCGUCGUAUAAAUCCAGACAAAGUAUUCCAUGCUUAUUUAACGAAGAUAGUAAAUACGAUGCUCUUGUUCAAGAGAAAAAUAAACUUGCUCUGGAAUUAGAAGGCAACAAAUUGUUAAUCAAUCAAAGAGACAAAGAGAUUAUAGAUUAUGUCGAUCGGAUAAAGGCUUUAGCUAUAAAAAACGAAGAACUUGAUAAACAAUUAGAAGACCAUAUUGUAAUUGUACGUGAACGCGAUCUAGAAAUCACAAACCUAAAGGAGAAGUUGUAUGUUCAUCAAAUAGAAAAUAAAUUGGUAAACGAAUUGGAGGAGAAACUGGAAAUUCUCAAAAAGGAAAACAAAAAACUUCAGGAUCAACUUGAAACAUUUAUAGCAAGACCACAGAUUGACAUGAAGCAAUUAGAAGAUAUAAAAUUGCACAAUGACAAAGUUUGCCUUGCGUUGAGAAAAGAGAAUUUGGAAUUACAAACGAAACUGAACGAAUACGAGAUCAAGCUGGAGUCAAAAAGCAACAGCAGUGGUUCUAGAUCUACUAGCCCAGCUUUUGAAAUGAACAGAAGAAGGCAAAGUAGAACCGAAGUAUUUAACCAAAAGAGACAAAUAGAAAAUGUGAUGUUCGAGACGGACAUCAAUGAAAACGAAGAAAUGUACCAAGUAUUCAGGAAAAGGAUUCAAGAAUUAGAAUUAGAGCUGGUGACGAAAAAUGGGCAAAUUGCAACAUUGGAGAUUCAAAUCCAAAGCGAAAACUUUCCUUACCAACAGAAAUGUAAGGAGCUGGAAGAACUUCUGCUCUCAUUCCGGCAAAAAAAUGCAGAACUUCGUUCUGAGAUUGGGAAACUUAAAAGGGCUAUGUAUGAUAUUAACGCAUGGGAAUGCGAUACGUGUAGGAAAUGGCGGAUAAACAGAAGAGAUCAAGCUUGUCAGACGAUACGUAAUAAUUCUGUGCUACAUUCCAGUACCGCUAACGGGGCAGUUAAUGAUCAUGCAAAAGUAAUGAAAUUGGAAAAAGAAAAGGAAUUAAUAAAAGAUAUAUGCCGUUCACGAUGCAGACGAAUAAAAGAAUUGGAAGAUAAAGUAAAGGAAUUGGAGGACACAUGCCAAAUUUAAUCAAUGAUGUAAUUUAAUGACACACUUCACCAAGAAGUUCAAUUCGAAGAAGGAUGUAAAACUAAAAGGAACACUUUUUUUGGUCAUAUUUCAAAUGUAGUUUCUAUAAAUUAUUUGUCUACAUACGCAACGAGUUGCAAAUUGAUGUUAUUAGUUGAUGAUAUCAGAUAAGAAAACUGUACUUUUGCUUUUUAUAACCAGUGACAGUUUAUAUACUUUAUAUACCAACAUAUAAAGCAUUCAAUCUCAAACGGCAAUGAAAAAAACUGUUCCAGCUAAUUCAUUGAAGCUUAAGAAGCUUUUGGAAUAUGGAAGAAACAUACACAACAAAUAGUAAUGAAUGUCUUCCAAAUAUUCUGCUAAAAUGUAUAUUAUUGACACGA
Molecule: messenger RNA, 7135 nt
Organism: Colletes gigas
Lineage: Eukaryota; Metazoa; Arthropoda; Insecta; Hymenoptera; Colletidae
Product: kinesin-like protein KIN-7O
Exons: 7
Coding region: 90-6752 (2220 amino acids)
Biological process (GO): mitotic cell cycle; microtubule-based movement
Cellular component (GO): microtubule
Molecular function (GO): plus-end-directed microtubule motor activity; microtubule binding; ATP binding
Source: RefSeq, a predicted model, not a curated record